UCAGAUCUCUGUGAGAAGAGAAAUAUUUUACUAAAGGAAAAUUGGAGUUCAUUUCUCAACUAUCAAAUGACCAGAUAACAUUUGGUCUUGCCUCUCUCUGUGGUUGAUGAUGGACAAAAAAGUUAUUGGUUUAUGAAGAGCCACUGACUUGAUUGUACAACCAUCCCAACCAACCAACCACCACCACCACCACCACCACUACCACCUCAACCAUCACCUCCAUCAAAAGCCAUCCUGGUUCCUGAGCAGGUAUGUGCUUAUCUUGACUUCACUUUAUGGAUUAAUUUUCAUCAAUGUUUAUUAUCAUUUGAAAGGUGUAUAGAGGUUAACAAUUUAUAGAAAAAAUGCCAAGGUCAAAGAAGCGGUCGAGACAAAAGAAAAAUAAGUCAGCUAAAGCCAUGCUGCAUCUACCAUCAAGUGGACCGAAUUCACAUUUUGUUGUUGGAGAUGGAAGCCAAGCAAAAGUGGGACUUGAGGGUUGUCUUAUGGUGUUUUCGCCCCAAGAAUCUCCUGUUUAUGGUGGAGAUGAAUUGGUUGUAACUGUAGACAAUUUGAAUUUGCCCACUGAAGCUGAAUUCUUCAUCUUGUAUACUGGUUCAAAUGAGCGGCGUGUUACAAGAGCUCAGAGGAUCAACAGUGCAACAUUUCAAGCAAAUAUUCCCGAUCACAACUUGAAAGAGUUUGUAGACCUUGACUUCUUCUAUAGAUAUGAAAAAGAGGAGGUUUGUUACCAACGUGUGGCAAAUGGACAAUUCGAAUAUUGUUAUGAUUCAGCCCAUCAUCUGGCUCAGCAAUUACUGGAAUCUAAAGCAGACGAAGAAAGCUCUAAAUUAGCUGUAGGAAAUGAAGACCUUUCUACGUUGGAUGUUAGAUUAAGGAAAGCACUUGAAUACAUAGCCUCUACAGAAGGCUGGCCUUCUGACCACAGCAAACCUGAAGGAAAACCUGCAGCCUGUGCUAAUCUCCUUUUUUUUGCUGCUCACCAUGGUCUACCCCAAGUGAUAAGUCUAGUCCUCACAGAAGUAGGUACUGACGUUAUACAUAUUACCAAUUCAAAGGGAGAGACUCCAAGGGAAGUUGCCCUUAGUCAAGGGCACAAUCAUAUUGCUGAUCUAUUAAUAUCAAAUACCAGGACUUUGAUGAAGUCUGAGAGUAUGAAAUUUGAGCGCGAUGGUGUUGUUGUUCACAGAAACAGAAACGGAGCAAUUUCCAUAGCAACUACUAAUGUACACGAAGACACUGUCCGUGGCGAUAUGGAACUUCUAAAAUCAAUUGAAAUUGAUAUUGCAAAAGAAGAACAACUGGAUAUUGAAUGUGAUCAGGAAGAUGUCAUACAUCUUGGUAAGAGAGACAAUGAAGGUGAAGACAUACAACCAAGUGUUGAUAAAAAAAGUGGUGAUUCCUUUAAAAAUACUCCCAGCUUAGAUGAAAAUGAAGAAGAGAAGGAAAAAGCAGACAGUCUGAAAAGUACACCUGAGGAGGAGAAAAUUAGCGGUAAUAUAUUAUCAACUGAAGAUGAUGAUGCUGCAGCUAUUGACGUGAAUAUCAAUGACCAUUCCAUUAACACAGAAGCCACGAAGAGUGUCUCAGCUUUGGAUGUAAAUACAGGUAGUACAGCUGCUGCAGGUAAUGAAGUAGCUGAGAAAGAAUCAACAUUGCACGUAGAAGAAGAAGAUCAAGAUGCUCUUACGGAACAACUUGGUAGUGCUACUGAAGCAAGCACAUCAGUUGUUACAACAACAACAGCAACAGACAAAAUAAAAAGCAGUGAUGAGGUGUCUUCAUCGAAUAGCCAUUCUGAAAGUAUUAAUUGUGCUGAUACAGAGAAUGGAAAUACAGAGUUGUCAGCUGUUGUAGCUAACCAGGCAGGUGCUGUUGAUGAUUUUCUUGAGGAAGACUUAAGUAGCGAGGCUUCUGAUGAAAUUAUUGAUUUCUCAACUCAGGAAACUCCAGUCGCUGAAGUGACUACAACCAGUACCACAGAUGCAACUGCUAUAUCUGCGGAAACAACAGCUUGUAAUAACAGUGAUGGCAGUAUAUCUCCAACGAAAAGCACAGCUGAUUCUAAAAUCUUUGACUCUGGUGAUGUUAGUUCUGAAUGUACAACUUCUGUUCUAAAUGAUACAGAAUUAACCAUUUCAACAUCUAAUGAGCCUUCUCUUGUGCACGAGACACCUGCAAUUUCAGAACCAGCAGAUGUAGUGGAUGGCCUGGAAUUGAAUACUCCUGCAUUAACAGAUGUCUCCACCUCAAAAACUUGCUCUUCCCCCACUGAGCCAACUGAGCCUACUCUGAUGCUCAGCUCCUCUGGGACUGGAGCUGAGUCAUCCACUGUAAUGCCCAAUUUCUCUACUGAUGAGACUGAAAGUUCAACUGUGAUUUCUGAAUCUCCUGCUCUUGAAUCUGAGAGCAAUGAGAUCGUUUGUGACUCUCCUGAUAACGAGUUGGUGACCUCCAACACAAUGCCUGAAUCAUCUACUAGUGAGUCUGUUACUUCCACCACGUUGCCUGAUUCGUCUACUAGUGGGCCUCUGACCUCUACAACAACAAACCCUGACUCUUCUGUUAAUGAGGAUGUCACUUCUACCACAAUGCCUGAAUCUUCUCCUAGUGAGUCAGUAACUUCAAGCACGAUGCCUGACUCGGUUACUACUGAAUCGUUGACAUCUCCAGUGUCUGACUCUGCUGCAGUUGAGUCAGUAACUUCCAUCCCAGUGUCACAAGUCCCACCUGUUGAAACUGAGACCACUGUGUUGCCAGAAUCUGUGCCUGAGACUGAUGAUGUAUCAAACCCUCCUGUUACAACUUCUGAUACAGCUGCCACACAGUUGGAUACCACUUCUGCAUCUGAUGUUUCCACCACAGUGCCUCCUAUGUCCAGUGGUUCUAUUGAAGCCUCCUCUGUUUCUACAUCUCAAAUUCCUGACACAAAUCCUCAACCUUCCAUUACAACCUCUGACAACAUUGAUACUUUCUCCGAAGGAUUGUCUUCUGUUUCUGUUUCAACUCCUCCAGACUCGGAAAUAUAUUCACCAGCAGAUUCUACAACUACAGAUGCACCAAACACAGAGCCUAGCUCAGUCAUUACUGAGCCUACUUGCUCAGUCUGCCUGUCUGCUAAGUGUGAGUGUGAUCACCCAGAUAUUCUUCAGGUAUCUCACCAAACACCAACUGAAUCGGCAGUUCCAGAGAAGCAUGCUGCACCCAACACGGAAUCAAUAUCAGAGUCUGAAUCGAAUGCAGCACUGACUUCUGUGGAAAACUCCAGAGAAAAUUCAGAAGCAGCUAUCAGUUCUCAGCCACUGUCACCACUAUUUAAGAGCCAAACAACUCCAUCCCCACCUCCUUCUUCACCUUCACCUCCUCCUGUUCCUUCUACAGCUUCAGCUGCUCUUACUCCUCCUACUCCUCCCGUGUCAGCUCCGCCUCCGGAAGCUGUGCUUGGUGACUGUGGUUCUACUAACAAUACAUUUUCGAAAGCACAACAAGAAGCUGUCAGUUCAGAUUCACCUUUCCAGGAGUACGGUACUCAUAGGAUAUUGAAAGGCGAACCCCUGAGUAAUGGCCACACUAUCUCGUCUCUUCUCAAUAACAACUGUGAUCUUGGUUCUCUUGGGGUUUUGGACACAUUACUUGAAGAGCGAGAAACUAGUGAGGAGCCAGUGGAAAAAUCUCCAAUGGUUUUAACUUCCUGCUCAGACAAAACAGUACCAGUAUUUGCGGAGAGUAUAGAGGCUGUUCGCAGUAUCAGCCGUCACAUCCAGAAGUUGCGAAACCAUGGUUUAGGCUUAGGACAAAAUGUGAAGCCUGACAACCUUCAGCGGUAUCGUUCGUGCCCAAUCCUUGAUGCCCAAGACAGAUGUACUUCUCCAUCAGCUUCUGAAGAAUCAGUUCAUCACAGAUCAAUGCUGGACUUGGCCCCUGGGGUUGAACGGCAACCUGUCUACAGUGACGCUGUCUUCGCACCGGACCUGUCAGGAAAUUUAUUGAAUACCGGUCUGUAUAACGACUACGAAUCUGUCUGUGGUGCAGCGGACGGUAAUGAUUCUGGUGUCCGUAUCUGCAUCAAUGGAGUCACCGUGGGUAACUCAUCUGAGAAUUUGGCUGUGUCCACUGCGCCUACAACAGAAAGCAAUUUCACGUCUGCUGUAAGCGAACUAGUGAAAUCGACCGCUGAAUGUGUUCAUGGCACAGAAGGCCGAUUUAUUCCUGCUGCUGGCAGAGAUAAAGAGGAUUUUGAUCCUGGUCCUGUAAGUGCUGGAUAUGGGGAGCAUGUUGGCUCAGGGUCUCACAAAGAAAUCCGUGGCCAUCAGAGAACUCACUCAGAAAUCCCUAAAUCCCAUAGGAACCUAAGUUAUAUCCGGUCAACCAUGGCUUCAUCACUCAGUGGGAAAAGCCAUAGUUUGAAUAGCCUAACUGGAGCAGAGGAAUCUGAUGAAGACUCCUUUCACGAUGCCAGAGAGAACCCAACGCCAAGUCAAUCAAUGAUGAACUUAAGCACGAUGCCAUCAGAUGCCAUUCAGGGACACCAGAGGAGCGUCAGCUCCGGUGAUGCUUAUUCUUCUUAUGGUCAAUCUGCUAAUAAACGUCCACCAAGUUGGCCUUUAACUGCUAUGUUUGACUACCGAAAGAUUAUGGAAAACAACUCUGCAUCUAUGCCUUCUCCUGAGGCAGCAGAAUCCCCAGACUCUGUAUUUGCAUCUAAUUACCCUUUUCCUGCCACAGCUAGUGUGAACUUUGGUAAAUCCUCAUCAACAUCAUGUCUUCCUGCUGCCAGAGAUGGUUCCAAGGGGGUAAUACCACAGAUGAAAAGACAACACAAACAAUAUUUUACCCAAAAGCUUGAGGAUAAUGAAAAAUUUCGACGGCAACAGGAGUUUGAAGAAAUAGAUGAGGUUGCAGAAAUCAAUAAAGAAGCAGCAGAGCCUCGUAAAAACAGUGAUAAAAAGGAUUUUGGGAAGAAUUUCCACCCUAUGUUAAUUCCUAGCAGUUAUUCUAGCCUCAAAGAUGAUAAGGAUAAAGAUAAAACUGAAGAAAAGAAGAAAAAGUCAUCCAAUGUUCUAGCCAAAUUUGGGAGUACUCGGAAAAAAUUUAAGAAGGGAAAAGAUGGCAAAGAGAAAGAGAACAAACAUAAAAAUGCCCACCAGUUUGUGUCUCUCUCGAUAAGUAAUACUUCACUGUGUCAUGUAUGUAACAAGAGCAUGGCAAAUAAAGCAGCUGUCCAGUGUGAGAACUGUCUUAUCAAUGUUCAUGAAAGUUCCUGUAAAGAACAUAUUCCUCCUUGUUCAAAACUGAGCAAAUCCAAGGCAACACUUCAAGAAGGCAGCAAUCAUGGUCUUCGAGAGAAGCAGUAUCCAAGUGCUCCAGUCCAAUCUUCCAAAUGUUUGGAUAGUUCAAAACGAUCUUCUUCAGCCCCUGCCUGGUCACUGGAGGGAAAUCUCUCACAGACAUGGCCAGACCACAGAAUUUCUGAAGAAAGAGAAGAAUUUGGUAGCAAUCGUCCAGAAUCAAUGCAUUCAAACAUUGGUGAGACCAUUAGCGAGUCAAUGGAAUCCCUUGACGAGCCAGAUGGUUUGGAUCAGACAGUCUUGGAAAGUGACCCUUUCUUGUGUGUGGAAGAAAAUGAACCUGAAGCAUGGAGCAUCUCAGUUGACAAAAAGGUUGUCAAAAAGCUAAGUCAUAAAGAGGUGAAACGACAAGAUCAUAUUUAUGAAUUGGUACUAACAGAAAAGAAAUAUUGCCAAAAGUUAACUAUUAUGCAAAAGAUUAUCUGUGAUCGUCUUCACAGUGAAGCGGGAGUGACUCUCGAGUGUCUCAAUAUGAUGUUUCCAUGUUUGGAAGACCUCCUCGCCAUUCACGUGUGUUUCUUUAACAACUUGCAGCAGCUUCAGUCUCAGAAUAAAGACAAUAUUGUUGACGAGAUUGGGAAGACCUUAAUUGAUCAGUUUGAUGGAGAAAAUAGUGAGAGGAUUAAAAAUGUCUAUGGCUACUUUUGUUCACAUCAUAAAGAAUCUGCUACUGUCUACAAAGAUUUGAUAACUGAUCGCAGAGUUCUGUCUCUUGUUAAGCGAUGGUCAAGUAAUAGCUUGUUUGCGAAACGAGAAAUUCCUGAUUUUCUUCUCAUUGUUACUCAUCGUCUCACAAAAUAUCCAACAAUGAUUGAAAGUAUUGUUAAAAACACAAAAGAUAAAAAGGAACGUGAUAACUUGCUUCUAGCUUUAGAACAUAUCAAAGAAAUUUUAACGAAUGUGAAUUCUCAAGUUGAAGAAUAUGAACGUGCACAACACCUUGAAGAAAUUAUACAACGGAUUGAUCCCCGUUCUUCUGUGUCAUAUCGAGGAAGAAAAUUUAAGAGGUUAGAUUUAAGUGCUAAUUGUCGAAAGUUAAUUCAUGAGGGUGAGAUUGGUUGGAAAACAUCACGUGGUAAAGUAACUGAUGUAACAGCUCUGGUAUUAACUGAUCUCAUUGUUCUUAUGCAAGAAAAUAAUCAAAAAUAUACUUUCACAAUGCAAGAUAACAAGUCUUGUGUAAUUCCAUUAUAUGAACUGCUUGUUAGAGAAAAGGGAGAUACCAAAGACUGCAAAGGCAUCUAUUUGAUCUCGAAAAGACAAACGGCACCCGAAAUGUAUGAACUGGUUUGUAAAUCUACAGAAGACAUGAAAUCAUGGAUACAUCAUUUAAGUUACGCUGUGAGCCACUGUCCUCGAGAUGUUCCAGUGGAAGCUACACAAUCAUUUAAAAAAGCUGAAGAACAGAAAAUCAUGGAGAUUAGAAGACAACGAAUACGGCUAUUAUUUGAAACAAUGAAAUCCUUAGAUCAACAAAUAAUCAAAUGUUGUGAUGAUAAGAAGUGUCUUCUAGUUCAGUAUGCAGAGUUAUUGUCCCAUGAUGACGGAGCUCCCACCAUUGUUAGUUCCUCACCAAACACCUCUACGUUGUCAUCAGCUUCGACUAAUUUAGCUGAAGCUAUGGAAAAACAUCCUUUGAAAGACGAUGGACUAGAGAAUGAAUAUGUUCAGUAUGCCUUGAAAGAAAUUACCAAGCUAACAAAAGACUUACAGGAAAGCUGUGCGUGCUUAAUGUCUCCAGUAGGGGGCGGCACCGAGCACUUAGGCAGUAGUAUUAGCACACAUGCUGUGCCCAAACGGGCAGAAACAUUUGCUGGUUUUGACAGUGAUUUAAGGAAAGAUCCUGGUCAGAAACGUCCACAUUCUUAUGUGAACCAGGAGGGUCGCAGUGCCAGUAUGUUUAAUCUACAUGAAAGUGAUAGCUCUGGUUCUAAGGACUCCAUGAAAAUGAACAACCGAAAGAGCACAGGUUAUCUUCAAAGUUUGGUUCCUAAACAUCACACACUUGAUAGUACAGACACAAAUAAUCAACCAGUUAAUUUAGCAGGAAUGGCCUUAGUUAGCUGUAUUGAUCUACCGCCUGUCCCUUCAAAUCCAGAUACCUCAACUGUUUUGACACCACCACCAACUGCUUUAGAUCAGAAUACAGCACAAAUUUAUCAUUUUCUCCAUAGUUUCCUUCAAUUAUCAAGUCAACAGAAUACUACAAUUGAAGAUUUGAGAAUACAGUUGGCUGAAGCCAAAGAAACAAUUUGUAAGAUGAAUGCUGAGAAAUUAGAAAUAAACAAACAUUCCCAGUUAGAGGGCUUGCGCAACCUUAAGGAAGAGUUGAUGCGAGAACGUGAAGAAUUUGAACUGGAGAAGAAACGAAAUAGGGAAAAUCAGGAGAGAGAUUCUGUGCAACUUCAAAAAGAAAAGGAUGAUCUGAAGUUACAGCAAGAGGAAUUGCGCCGAGGACAAAUUGCUCUACAAAAGCAGAUUGAUUUGUUCAUGGAACGUCGAAGUGAUAGCGAAGGAAGAAGACAAUUGGACAGGACCGAAAAUCCUGAACAAUCAGGGUCUGAUGGUGACAAUUACCGUAGUUCAAUCCAACACAAACGCUCUGCUUCAGCAGAGCUUGUGUCUCAGUCUUCUGAGGAUUAUAAAGACUUAAAAGACUCAUCCAAACCAGUGCCUAAAACCUCUGUUGGUGGUAAUCUGGUUAAUGCUCCUGGCAAUAAGACAUGUGCUCCCCACUUAUUUAGUGCGACGAAUGAGCAACGAAGUGGAGAGAAAUUGCAACAGUUCCUUCCUUUAAAGCUUGCCGAUAACUCGUCUUCAUCAUUACCAAACUCUAAAGGUGCCUCACAGUCACAGCACCGCACGGGACUCGGCCGUUCGGUGUCAAGUUCCUCUUUUAGCACAGGGAAAGACCCCAGCAGUCUCAGUCAGGUGAUGAAACUCGCGGAGCCUUCCAGAUCUGCGCACAAAGACCGACCAACAAAUCAUCCAGCACCAGUUCAACCAAAGUCCGAACCCACAGAAACGGAUAUCAUUUAUUUUUGAUAUCAUUUGGGGUUUGUUUCUGAUAUAUUUUGCUGGGCAAAAUAUUGUUUUUUAUACGCCAUUGAACCCACUCUCUACUGACUUGUUUCACCAGCUAGUAGCACAGCAAUUUAACCAAUCUACUGGCUAACAUUGUGAUGGAUGCCGUACAUGACCACCACUGGAGGGACAGUCAUCUAACUUUGCUAAUUGGUUGGAUUUUAUACAAAAACUCUAGUUGAACACUAGAGAUUUAGAAACGAUCAUUAGAGACCAGUAGCAGCAAUAUGAUUUUUUUGAUGAAUUCACAUGUGAUAUGUUCUGAAAAUUACAAUUAAUGAAAGGAAAAAAAAAAUAUGGAAACAGAAGAAAUUUAGAAUUUCGAGGCAAAAUGCCGUUCAUUCAACGACUUUCAGAUCUUUUACAAAAAAGAAAAAAAAUUUUUUUGAAAAAAAAAAAAUGUCACUUCUAUAACUGAAGUGCAAAAGUUCUGCACUGUACAGUUCACUGCUUUUUGUGUAUGAGUGAGUGUAUGUCUUUUAGUAUAUGAGGGUACCUCAAAAUAUGGUUGCCUAAUGACAAGGCACAGUAUAGGGCAGUGUGUUUAGCUGGAAAUGGUAAGUGUGCUAACCAAAAAUGCCUGAGAGUAUUUACUUUAAUCCUAGAAAAUCUUAUUUGGAUUUCAUUCUUCUUGAGAAUGGUAAUGAGUAAUAUACUGCUACUGAGUCACUUCACUGUACUUCUCCUUUUGCAAAACCUGGCCAUUGGCCGCUAAGUCAAUAGAAAUCAGUUUUGAGGCACCCUGCAUAUAAAAGGAAGAGCAAGUAUAGACUAAGCAGUUUAGUGAAAGAUCCUUUGGUGAAUUGUUUCAGUGUAAGAAAGCUACUAACAGUGUAGCAUUCUGUGAUUGUGCUAGUUAUUAAUAUCUCAAUAUUUUAAUAGAAAACAAAAUAAUAAUAAUAAUAAUAAUUACGCUAAUAAUUAAAGCAACACCAGUGACAUCUAUAGUUUCAAUUUUUAAGAUUAACUAAAAAAAAAUGGAGAAAAUAAAAAUAUUUUUUUUUUUUUUAUGUAAUUUCAAUUCCCAUUUGAAAACUAGGGUAAAAAUGUAAACAAUAGAACAAGGAGAUAUAAUUUUGUUUUUCUUUCCAUACUUAUAAUAGCCUUCUCAGAUUGGUUACUUUGUUUGUUUUUUUUACCUGCUUAUGUAUAUUUUAAAUUAAAUCUGUCCUGUAAAUGAAAAAAAGGGCCAUUAGAUGAUACUAAGUUUCUGCUAACUUUCAUUAUAAAAAUGCUGAUAUUUUAUAGAAGUUACUUUUUAGCUUGUGAAUUUUUAGUGACAAUCCUUUAUUUAUUUGUAUAUUAAUUUUUAUUUUCUUAAUAUACAUUCACGUUCAUUCAUGUAUUUAAAGAACAACACAAACCGAUGCAUAAUAAAUUACAUAUAUGCAUUAAUUGUAUAUCAUUAAAAGGGUGUAUAUUUUUAUUACAUGCUAUUACUUUUUAUUAAGACAUUACAUGAAGACUAAUUAGACAGGCUACACUUUGAGAGUUAGCAAUUGUUAUCAAACCAAUUGGUUUAAAAAAUAACUUUGUUACCUUUUACAGAAAACGUUAAAUUUUCUGGUUAGAUCUAAAAAAGAAAAAAAUAGUUGUUUAAUAAUUUUCAAUAUUUCAAAUGGAAAAUUUGAUAAAAGACUCAAUAUUUUUUAUAGUCCAUGUAUCUGAACUGAUUCAUAGAUUGUUAACUGGUUGUUUUGUUAAUUAAUAAAUUUUAGCUAUAAUUAGUUCUCUGCAUUUAAAGAUCACUUCUUUGGAGAAGCUUCUCAAUGACUUUAAAAAAAAAUUUUUUUUUUUUUACCAGUGCCAACAUUUCUAGAUCAAUCUAUGGAUUUGAAAUAUCUAUAUCUUUUACCAUGACACUCACCUAUAAACAAAUCCAUAAAACCUGAGAAGUUUCUGCAUAUUGUUGAUUAUAAUUUUUGAAAAAACCCCAAAAAACAGAGAAAACAAAACACGCUGUGUUAAGUUUAAUAGCUGUAGAGUAAUUUUAGUUGAAUAAAAAUCUAAUUCUAAUUUCUGGUAUUAAGUAGCCAUAUUGCACAACUUAGACACAUAUCUUUAAAUAGAUGUGUAAUAGUAUUAUAAAAGCAGCUGAAAGACUGCAGUAUAUAUUUAUACUAGUUGCGACACCAAUAAUCCUCCGACUAUUGUAGAAUUGGCCAAAACUGCUCAGUGAAUUACCUCAUUCAGUUUUAACUUUCUAUCCCUUCCAUUUUCUUCUUUUCAUGUAGACAAUCCGUUUGCAUUCUCUCUUGAAGGAUCCUAAAACAAUAUUAAGUUAAAAUGAGAGAUGUAAUUUUGGUGGUUUGGAAUCUUGGUUACUAUAUUAACGAUUCUUAUCUGUUUUUAAGAGGGACAAAAUAUAGUCAUCUGUUCUUGGCAAUAUUCUAAAACUGCAGGUUCUAUUGUGUUUUUAUUCUCCUUUAUUUCAUGACAGUCUAUCUAAACGUGUAUGUGUAUAUACAUAUGCAUUGUAAUACAGAUAUACAUACACACAGCCACACAUACAUACAUUUUAUUAUAAUUUCCUACCUAAUGGAAGACAAGCAAAGUUGUAUAUUUUGUACAUAUAUAGAAUGGAAAAGCUGCUUUUUCCAUUUUCCUUCCCAAGAGAUAUAAAAAAAAAAAAAUGUUGAUGCAGUUUUUUAUCAUUGCCAGUUGGUGUGUGGGAAGAGAGAGAGGAGAGACAAAUAUCUUUACACCAGUAACAUCGGAGUCUCUGAUUCUCAAACUAUGUGUUUGUUAUUUCGAUCUCGGUUUCUUUAGUUUGAUAACUGAAUGUUUGGUUGAAUUAAUAAAAUAAUCAAGCAAACAACAACAA
This is a messenger RNA of Octopus sinensis (East Asian common octopus), 11256 nucleotides long. RefSeq names its product rho guanine nucleotide exchange factor 28. Gene Ontology annotation, molecular function: guanyl-nucleotide exchange factor activity. The transcript is spliced from 50 exons. NCBI's taxonomy places the organism in Eukaryota, Metazoa, Mollusca, Cephalopoda, Octopoda, Octopodidae. The record is from RefSeq and is a predicted model, not a curated record. The coding region runs from base 345 to 8393 and encodes 2682 amino acids. Gene Ontology annotation, biological process: regulation of Rho protein signal transduction.